This is a messenger RNA of Trichoderma citrinoviride, 843 nucleotides long. Its product is annotated as concanavalin A-like lectin/glucanase. The transcript has a single exon. The record is from RefSeq and is a predicted model, not a curated record. Gene Ontology annotation, biological process: proteolysis. NCBI's taxonomy places the organism in Eukaryota, Fungi, Ascomycota, Sordariomycetes, Hypocreales, Hypocreaceae. Bases 1 to 843 code for a protein of 280 amino acids. Gene Ontology annotation, molecular function: glutamic-type endopeptidase activity.
AUGAAGAUCUCCGCCGUCACCUACUCACUGCUCGCCAGUCAUGUCUAUGCAACCCCCAGCAUGUUCAAGCAGGACAUCAUUCACGGACCCAUAUCACACUUCUCCAGGUCCAAUCACCAUAACUGCUCAGAGGAAGAAUACCAUGCUGGUCGAGUCAAUUAUAGCACUGUCUGGUCUGGAGCCGUCAUUCAUUCGCCCCCAGAAAACGAGCUGUUCAACAGCGUGUCAGCCAGCUUCGUUAUUCCCAAGCCAAGCAUUCCCACCGGCAGUCCUAACGAAGACUUUUACACCGUAGCUGUCUGGGUCGGCAUCGAUGGCGACACGUCCCAGAAUGCUAUCUUACAGACCGGGGUUGACUUGACCAUUGCGAAUGGCCAAGUGUACUAUGAGCCCUGGUACGAGUGGUGGCCGGAUCACUCAUCUACCUUCCCAGAGCACCUUUCCAUCUCUCCAGGCGACGUCGUCAAGGCCACCGUCAGCGCAACCUCGAGCACAUCCGGCUUCGCAAUACUCGAAAACGUCUCCACGGGCCAGCUCGUUUCCAAGUACCUUACCUCUGCUCAUGCUCUUGGACAACAGAAUGCAGAAUGGAUCGUCGAGAAUUAUAUAAUGGGGCCCGCCUCUUCAGGCCAUUUGACGCCUCUUGCGAACUGGAGCAGCAUUGUCUUUACUGAUACGAGGGCGUCAACGCAAAAAUCUUGGCUGGAUGCUUCCAACGCUACAGUUGUCAACAUGAGCCAACAUAGAAGAUUGAUCACAGAAGUCACCAUUGACGGGUCAAGUGUUAUCGACACAUACAUCGCAGGCAGGGCGUCUGACUUGGAAUCUGACCACUCAGGUUGA